AAUACACAUAAAAUAGGGAACAUUUUUAUUGUGCGGAAGAAAGUUCAUAACGGUAUAUAACCGCACCGAGAAAAAAGGAACAAGUUCAAUCAGCAAGUUUUUUCAUGUUUUCAGUCUUAAAAGCCCCGUAAGGUAAUGUUUUUUUUUUAAAGAAACGGAAUCUGUGAUAAAUUUUCUUCGCGAGAUAUAAACUUUUCCGAAGCUCCAACACCGUACAACUUUUUCACAAUUAAUGUUAUUGUGAGUUCUCCCAUAAGGCACCGUUUUAAAGACUCAAAAUUGUAAAUGAAAUAAUUCAAAAUUUUGCCCCAUAAAUUUGUGUUUGAUUUUUUGAAACUUUGUUUUGUUUCUUAAAUAUGAAUUUCCGCAGUAUUCAGAUAUUUUUUCGAAAAUGGAGGGAGAAAUACGGUCGAAAUGACGAGAGAAAACGCUCUGAUUAUCAACUGCUUUGAUUGAUCGAGAAAAUAAAAAAAUAAUCUGGACGAACCUGGAGGAAAAUUGAUCGGGUGACGACGCAUUUCGUGCCUCUUCCUUUUUUGAAAAGGAAGAUUCCACGAUUCGUGUCACGAAGCGAUUGCACGAAGGUCCCUUGAAUAUUUUAUGACGUCGAUUGUUCACGCGCACGACAUCCUCUAAAUACGAUAAUCGUGAACAACUGGUGCGACAGUUCGCACCCUGCAAACGUCGAGGAAGCAGCCUCCGCUCGCUUCCCUUCUACCACGCAUUUUCAACCCGUCAACUAACUUUUUGUUUCCCGUACGAGGAUGCCUAAAAUCCCUCAAGAAAUACAAAAAAAUACGGUGAAAAAGAAGAGCCAGCGGUGGAAAAACGUCCUGAAGAAACAAGCCAAGGCAUUUUGUCUCGGGACUGGCUUACACGGUUACAAAUACGUUGCUCAGAGCCACCGCUCGAAAAUCGAAAGAAUAAUUUGGGCCAUAAUAGUAGGGACGUCUCUGACCUGCGCCGGUGAACUGAUGCGGAUAGCGUGGCAAUACAAUUCGGCGAGGCCAACCGUGACCGUGAUCGAAUCCACGCACCGUGGGAUUUGGAAUUAUCCAUUCCCGGCGGUGACGAUUUGCAAUAUGAAUCGUGUUUCUCUCAGUCGAGCGAGAGAAUUUUCUCAGCACUUAGUGCUCUCGGACAAUAUGACGGCCGAUUUCAUCCUUUCGCAAAUGGGAUUAUUGAACGAGCUCCUGAAUCCGGGCAUCCACGAUGAGGAUGUGCAGGAUAAUCUGACCAGACUGCAAAGCGUUUUCGACGACAACAAUUACAGCAUUCAGAAAGUCAUUGAAGAGGUCACACAAAACUGUUCGAGUCUCGUGUUGGGCUGCAAGUGGAAAGGGACUUGGACCAACUGCUCGGAUCUCUUCGUACCGAGUUAUUCUCGCGAAGGAGCUUGCUGCAGUUUCAAUUACCUGACUACGAAGGAUCCGAGGAAGCAAUCUACAAUUGAACCGUAUCGAGUGACCGCGUGUGGUUAUCAAACGGGGCUUACCGUGUUCGUUAAUCCCGAUGCGAACGACUAUGCAGCCACGAUUCUGGGCUCUUACGGAGUCAAGCUGAUGGUUCACUACCCUUACGACUUCCCUGACCACAACGCAGAAAACAAGCUCGUGGGGCUUAACAGUCAAAUGUUCGUGAGCAUUUCACCGGAGGAAACGUACUCGACCGAAGAGGUCAAAAGUCUCUCCGUCAAAACACGAGAUUGUAUUUUCAGCGAGGAGAAACAAAUAGGAGACGAUUAUGACAUUAUGCUAAUGAAUUUAACGUACGAAAAAUAUACGUACAAGAAUUGUUUGGCAGCGUGUCGAGCUGCCACCAUCAAGGAAAAAUGCCAAUGCAUUCCUUACUACUAUCCUCAGCAAGGCACAAGAGUCUGUGACCUCAACGACGUCAAAUGCUUAAACGAAUAUAAAUCUUGGUACGAAACAUCGUGGCCGGGAGUCGUUCUCACGAGUGAAACUAUUUCGUCGAUGACGGAUGAAAAAAAAAAAAAUUACGGUAAAAAUCGACCUUGCGGAUGUAUGCCCGAUUGCGUGUUGUUUCGAUAUCCGAUCGAGUCAUCGGUCGGUAUGAUGGACCGAUCAGGAGAGUCGAAAGCAGUACCGAACGGCAGCAUGAUCCACGUUUUUUUCAGUGAUUUAGUAUCGAUCCAGUAUCGACGACACGCCAAUUACAACUGGCGAAAUGUUUUCGCCUCGUUCGGUGGUUUAUUGGGCUUAUUCGCAGGCUUCAGUCUCAUGUCAGGGUAUGAGCUGAUAUAUUUCUUCGUGAUACGCGUCAUAGCUGAUGCUUGUAUGAAGAAAAAAGUCGAAAAAACGAACAACAUUGAAAAGUUGAACUUCGAUAGCGAAACAACGAAGCGACGUAGAUUUUGA
Messenger RNA from Venturia canescens, 2378 nucleotides. RefSeq names its product sodium channel protein Nach-like. Gene Ontology annotation, cellular component: plasma membrane. The record is from RefSeq and is a predicted model, not a curated record. The transcript is spliced from 10 exons. Bases 765 to 2378 code for a protein of 537 amino acids. NCBI's taxonomy places the organism in Eukaryota, Metazoa, Arthropoda, Insecta, Hymenoptera, Ichneumonidae. Gene Ontology annotation, biological process: sodium ion transmembrane transport. Gene Ontology annotation, molecular function: ligand-gated sodium channel activity.